AUGUUUUCAGGGGCAAACACGACUAUUUCUGGCAAUCGCAACUUUGAUGUUUGGACGACAAGGACCGUCUGCUUGUCUCACGACGACUCGGUGACGACUCGACUCCCCAGGGUACGCCUGCCGGCAGGUUCCGUGAGCGGUCUGAUAGGGUCCGCCAGGCACCAGAUCACAUCGCCGUCGCCAACCGUUCACGAUCUGCAGAUAUGUCUGCUCGCCUACCCAAGGCAACAUGAGCAUCCGUACCGCCUUCGGUAUGCGUACCGGCAGGUUGAUGGGCCCGAGACGGGUGAUAUACACAUUGAGGAGUGCUUGAGGAUAUGGAAGCCAUUCAGCUUGCAGAUCCGACACGGGAACCACAUAUCUUCCGCGUCCUCUCUGUCACCCGCGGAUUUCACCAUGAAGCCCGUCAAUCACCACUACUUCCGCUCGACACUCCGAGGCCGGGCCGCAAGUGGCCAAGGUAGACAAUUGUUCUCGGACCAGCUCCAGCGGGUGUUUGCAUUGACAAUUGGCCGUUCUGAGUGCGGGAUAGAAAUCUUGGGUCAGCUGACCCUGAACGUGGUCAGGCGCCAGUCAACAACCAAGGUAAAGACGGAGCCGUAA
Chaetomium strumarium is the source of this 603-nucleotide messenger RNA. RefSeq lists its product as uncharacterized. NCBI's taxonomy places the organism in Eukaryota, Fungi, Ascomycota, Sordariomycetes, Sordariales, Chaetomiaceae. The transcript has 9 exons. The coding region runs from base 1 to 603 and encodes 200 amino acids. The record is from RefSeq and is a predicted model, not a curated record.